Molecule: messenger RNA, 1168 nt
Organism: Microbotryum saponariae
Lineage: Eukaryota; Fungi; Basidiomycota; Microbotryomycetes; Microbotryales; Microbotryaceae
Source: the annotation of a GenBank genome assembly
AUGUCGACGCCGACCGUCACAUCCGCCGAUGAUGCGGGGUGGAGAUUCGCACAGUGCUUCGGUGACAAGGUCAGUUGGGUCGUGGUGGUGGCCCCUUCCGAUUCUAGGGCCCAGGGGCUCUUCUUCCAAGCCAUGCGACUGACUUGGUCCGGAUCUCUCUCGCAAUAGGGUGAAGUUGAGGAUAUCACCGAGGCUGAUAUCAUUUGUAAGUCCGGCAACGGGAAGGGGUCGCAGGUAGCCAGCGCAGGCAGACGGCCGUAUCGGUCAGCGUCAUCGGUCCGGAUCCAAAGGCCCUGCGUCCGGUCACCCUCGUCUCCAGGGGUAGCUCACAAGCCAUUGCGGAGAACUGACUUCAAAUUUGCUUCUCGCCCGAACGAUUCCCACAAACCAUCACAGCCACGGUCGAGUUCGAUCACACGGGUGACUAUCUCGCAACGGGGGACAAGGGCGGCCGCGUUGUGCUCUUUGAACGCAACGAGACCAAGAAGGGGUGCGAGUACAAGUUCUACACCGAGUUCCAGUCGCACGAACCCGAGUUCGACUACCUCAAGUCGCUCGAGAUCGAGGAGAAGAUCAACAAGAUCCGAUGGUGCAAGAGGCAGAAUGCCGCCCACUUCCUGCUCUCGACCAAUGGCAAGUUGCAAGCAACCACUACCCCUUUCCUUCCGCAUGAUUCGGGACUCGUUUUCUUCUGGUCGGGGUGAUGUGGCGUUGGAGUACUGCGACGCAUGCAUCUUGCUCGCAUCGUUUUCUCGGACCGGUACACUCGCGCCCCGUUGCCCACCCGCGCCCUUCCCGCGCCUGUGCGCCAGCCAACCCAGCCAGUUUGGGCCAGCCGGAGGCUCAGCGAGCGAGGCCGCUGCUUGUGCAAUUGGCAGACGCGGCGCGCGGGCGGGCGUCGCACCCCGCCUCCCGGUGGCACCACCACACACACCGCGACCGCCGAGAUCACGUCCACCAUCCUUCAAAGCUCUGAGCUGACGACGUGUGCUGCUUCCCGACGAUCUUUACAGACAAGACAAUCAAACUGUGGAAGGUGUUUGAGAAAUCGCUCAAAGUCGUCGCAGAGAACAAUGGCUCGAUCGCCUCCAACUCGAACGCGCUUGGCGGGGGAGCUCCACCUCGUCGCCGCCACCACCGCCUCCACCGAUCGCGAUCCCGGGGCUGA